This is a messenger RNA of Fusarium subglutinans, 2304 nucleotides long. Its product is annotated as regulatory GAL4. Gene Ontology annotation, biological process: DNA-templated transcription; positive regulation of transcription from RNA polymerase II promoter by galactose. The record is from RefSeq and is a predicted model, not a curated record. Gene Ontology annotation, molecular function: zinc ion binding; RNA polymerase II cis-regulatory region sequence-specific DNA binding; DNA-binding transcription factor activity, RNA polymerase II-specific. Bases 1 to 2304 code for a protein of 767 amino acids. Gene Ontology annotation, cellular component: nucleus. The transcript is spliced from 4 exons. Lineage: Eukaryota; Fungi; Ascomycota; Sordariomycetes; Hypocreales; Nectriaceae.
AUGGACCCAAUCCCAGUCAAGCCUUCUCCUCCUCAACAAGCCCCUACUGUAGAAGAGCCUACAACAUGUCGAGAAUGUCGACGCCGCAAAGUGAAAUGCGAUGGUGUUAUGCCCGUCUGCUCAAUUUGCCGAAAGUACAGAAGGCAUUGUCUCUACGACAAGCACAGUAGAACCCGGCUAACCCGAAGACAACUUACCCUCCUAGAGGAGCGUCUUGAGAAGGCUGAGACAGUCCUGAGGCGGCAUUACACUGAUGGCCAGAUUGCAGAAAUGCUGGAAGGUCCAAAAGAAGGACUGGUAACUCAGAAUCAACAGGCACCAGCGGCGACGCCAGCAACUGCACCUGAAUCGGCACCUACACCAGCACUAACCUUGGGGACAACGCCGGGAUUAGGCGGCUUGCCAAAUGCAACCCCGACCCCGGGCAAUGUGGACAACCUCCUCCAGCUACCGAAUCAGACACCUGAUUCUAGUGUUUAUAUGACAGGUACAGGAAAUGCAGGAACAUUCACUACGGAUCCUCUGCUUCUGGCACCCAUCGGUGAAUUAGAUGCAGCGCCUGGACUUUGGACUGCAUCGCAAGAUACAGCUUUCGAGGCCACUCUGGCUCCAGCUGACAACUUUGAGUGGAACGAACAAGAGACAUCAUGGGGAACAUACGAUCCCGCCACUUGGUCUAUAACAAACCAUGUUGAUGGAAACCCCCAAGCUAUCAUGGACGGCAUGGCCUCUCUGACCAUUGGCGAUCAAAAGAGAGGAUACUAUGGCGCUGCUUCUGGAUCUGCCCUCUUGCGUCAGAUUCUAUCUGCCCGUCCAGAUGGAGAAGAGGUUGACGCCGAAGUGGCACUACAUGAAAUUGAAUCUCUUUUUCAACAACACUCCGAUCACUCACAAUGGUUUCGUUCUCAAGCUAUGUUGACCAGAGUGGCUGUCGAGAACCUCAUCGACGCUUUUUUCGUCUUCUAUCAUCCUACCUUUCCUAUCGUGCAUGAGCCCACUUUUCGAGCGCAGUAUGCAGGCACCCUUCCUUGUGCCAACAAAGGCCACUGGAACACUCUGGCAAACAUUCUCGCAGCCUUGGGAUCAUUUGCCAGCAGUAACGUUGCUGAUGCUACAGACCUCCCCAUCUUCCAGGCUGCACAAAAGAGUCUGUUUUCAAACUAUCUCGAGGUUGGAAACCUAACUCUUGUACAAGCUUUCAGUUUGUCAUCAAACUAUAUGCAGAAGCGGAACAAGCCGAAUACUGGAUUCAACUAUGGUGGCUUAGCUAUUCGACUAGCUAUUGGUCUUGGACUUCAUAAGGACUUGGAGGGGAAUAGUCUUUCUCCCUUACAGACAGAGACUCGGCGCCGGAUAUGGUGGUGUCUAUGCGUGCUGGAUGUUGGCGCUACUAUCACAUAUGGCAGACCUUUGAACUGGCCACAGGCUGGUGUCGAGACUGCAUUCCCUCUGAAUAUUCACGAAAAGGACCUAACCCAAGACUCCACUCACUGCCCACCAGAAGUGGAGGGUAUCACGAUGUACACUUAUAUCCGAGUUCAGUCAGCUUAUCAUCUUAGCACCAUGACUGUCUAUAACCGCCUUAUCACCAGCCCCUUCCCAUCCGCGACGGAGUUGAUAACUCUGGAUGAUGUCUGCAUCGGCUCUUGGCUAGCCCAAGUACCAUAUUACUAUCUCGCAGUUCCACCCCCAGACUCUGAGUUUGCACUGGGCAUGGGUAUUUCAGAGUGGCGCUAUCGAAAUCUCAGAAUUGUCAUGUAUCGUCCGUUCUUGGUCCGCUGGGCACGAUCAUCCGCGCAGAAUGCGCAGCAAAACCUGACGAGUAGCGAGAACCUCGCUGUAUUCAGAUGUCUGGAUGCCGCGAAAGAAUCAAUCACGCAUAUCCAAGGAUACUGGACAUCUCGGUCACAUUCAAGGCUCGCAGCCUUUUAUAUCCUGUAUUUCCUAUUCCACGCUACACUAAUUCCUGUCCACUGCUUAAGACAGAACCCCCAUCACGCACUAGCCCCUGACUGGCGCGCGCAAAUCCAGGCGUCCCUAUCUAUCAUGGGAGCCAUGGCCGAGCUGAAUCCCAAUAGCUCCAAGUGUCGCGACAUCACUCUCAAGCUGUGCUGGCCACACUUGGAAGAAGAGGGUGCCCGCACAUACUGCGACAACGCCCCGUUCGUUCCGAGUGUAGGAGACAGCGAGGCAGCUUCAAUAAUCAACGGGUAUAAUACAUGGUGCGAGUCGAUGACGAACGCCGGGAUAUCGGUCCCGUACGACUGGGCGGAUGACAACGACUCGGCUCUCGGGUUCUUUUGA